AUGUCACAAACUACUUUUACUACACCUAGGAUAGUGCACAAUAUGCGGUCUACAGAAGUCUUCGCAUAUCCUGCUUGUGGCGGACAUGUACGCAAGACUGUCUCAAGGGUCGAACUGGACUGGAUUGGCCUUACCGUUGUCUCCGGAGACGAACUGUCAGACGAAAGCACGCCAAUCGCCGUGAACAAAGAUCGUGCACAUCGCGAUCAUCAUGCAGAAGAUGCCUUUGCCUUGAGACUGAUGCAGAUUGGGGGCCGCUGGUGGCCUAGUCAGAAGUUCUAUAGGCAUCAUCGCACGAGCGACUAUCCUUAUGGGUACCACUAUCCACCAGACCUGGACGUUGGCAUUACGUCUGAAGGAGGUAUUCUCAUCUUAAGGACCCGGGGCGAAGACUACAAGUUCAUUCACAUGCCGGAUGAUGUACCCAUGAAGCCGGACACAUGGUCGAGACUACGACUAUGUUCCAGCAUGCGAGAGCGAUGCAGCGUGCUCCGAGCGUUCGGAGCAAUGGCGUACACUUCGAUGCAUAACUGUCCGGAAUUGCCCAGCAUCCUCGAAGAGGGAAUCGCAGAAAGCUGGCGUUACGAAGAGCUCAUGAACAGAAUGGACAGUACGGAGUAUCUGGACUGGUGGCUAAGCAGCAGCUGA
This is a messenger RNA of Fulvia fulva, 648 nucleotides long. RefSeq lists its product as uncharacterized. The coding region runs from base 1 to 648 and encodes 215 amino acids. The record is from RefSeq and is a predicted model, not a curated record. The transcript has a single exon. Lineage: Eukaryota; Fungi; Ascomycota; Dothideomycetes; Mycosphaerellales; Mycosphaerellaceae.